UGAUAGUAGGAGCUGUGAAAGAUUGCAACUGAGGGGGGAGAGUAGCAUUUGUGAUCCGCGUGGAAUAAUAACCAUAUUUCAUUUUCAGGAAGGAAAUUAGGCGCAGUUUCGAGAUUCAGUACUGCCUGCAUUGUGCACCUUGAAAAGCAAACUAAAGCCAUGUCGGAGGACCUGAGCUCCCAACCUUGGUCCAUCAACAAAGAUGAUUAUGAGCUACAGGAGGUGAUUGGGAGUGGAGCCACGGCGGUGGUCCAGGCGGCCUACUGUGUGCCCAGGAAGGAGAAGGUGGCAAUCAAGCGCAUCAACCUGGAGAAAUGCCAGACCAGCAUGGAUGAGCUUUUGAAAGAAAUCCAGGCCAUGAGUCAGUGCCAUCACCCUAACAUAGUGUCGUACUACACCUCCUUUGUGGUGAAGGAUGAGCUGUGGCUGGUGAUGAAGCUGCUCAGUGGUGGCUCGGUGCUGGACGUUAUCAAGCACAUCAUCUCCCGGGGCGAGCACAAGACGGGGGUCCUGGACGAGCCCAGCAUCGCCACCAUCCUGAAGGAGGUGCUGGAGGGCCUGGAGUACCUGCACAAGAACGGCCAGAUCCACAGGGACGUGAAGGCCGGAAACAUUCUUCUGGGAGAAGACGGCUCGGUACAAAUCGCAGACUUCGGCGUCAGUGCCUUCUUAGCCACCGGGGGCGACAUCACCAGGAAUAAGGUACGGAAGACGUUCGUGGGGACCCCCUGCUGGAUGGCCCCGGAGGUGAUGGAGCAGGUCCGGGGUUAUGACUUCAAAGCGGACAUCUGGAGUUUUGGGAUUACAGCCAUCGAACUGGCGACAGGAGCCGCCCCCUACCACAAGUACCCACCCAUGAAGGUGCUGAUGCUGACUCUGCAGAACGACCCUCCUGGGCUGGAGACGGGCGUCACCGACAAGGAGAUGGUGAAGAAAUACGGCAAGUCCUUAAGGAAGAUGAUCUCUUUGUGUAUGCAGAAGGACCCGGAGAAAAGACCUACCUCUGCUGAGCUCCUCAAACACAAAUUCUUCACGAAAGCCAAGAACAAUGAAUACUUGCAAGAAAGGCUAAUACAGAGGGCCCCCACAAUAGGAGAACGGUCCAAAAGGGUGCGGAGAGUUCCGGGCUCCAGCGGCAGGCUGCAUAAGACAGAAGACGGGGAGUGGGAGUGGAGCGAUGAUGAGCUGGACGAGGAGAGCGAGGAGGGAAAGGCUGCUGUGGCUGCACUACGGUCUCCUCGAGUAAAGGAAGCAGCACAGCAGAAUUCAGAGAUUUUUCAAUCAUCAGAGCCUUCAGGUAGUCACCUUCAGCCUUUAGCCUCAGCCACGGCCCCGACCCAGACCCCGACCCCGGCUCCAGCACCGGCCCCGGCCCAGCUACCUCAGCCUGCUGCCCCAGCCCCCACGCAGGCCCCUGCAGCCAGCGCUCUACCCGCUGCCCAGGCUCCAGCUCAGGCCCAGGCCCCGGCCGUGGCUCCAGGCCCAACCGUGGCCGCACAGAACCCCGCUCCAGUUCUCUCGCAGGACACCAAGUCUCCCAUUAGCUUGGUAUUAAGGCUGAGAAAUUUAAAGAAGGAGCUAAACGACAUACGAUUCGAGUUCAUGCCUGGAAGGGACACGGCGGUCGGAGUAUCUCAGGAGCUGGUGUCUGCAGGCCUGGUGGACGGCCGGGACGUGGUAAUAGUUGCUGCUAAUUUGCAGAAAAUUGUCGAUGAGCCUCAAACAAACAAAAAUGUCACUUUCAAGUUGGCUUCAGGAGUGGAAGGCUCUGAGAUUCCUGACGAUGUUAAACUUAUGGGAUUUGCACAGCUCAGCAUUAGUUAAACCAUAGUACUACUACCAGGGACACCACUUGCCUAAAAAAAAAAGAAAGAAACAGAAACAGUAUGGCACACCUGUGCAUUUUAAUGACUUUCAUUGGCCUAAAGAAACCACUACUGCCAAAGAGAAAGACCUUGUCAUCAGCCCAUAGGAAGCAGAACCAUUGAAUAGGAUGUGCAUUGAGGAUGCGUUGUACAGUGUAGGAAUCACAGUUAAAGGUUUACAUGUGUGUGUAAAAAGACGCAAUCAUCAGAACUCGCCCGUCUCCCAUUUCCUCCUUCCCGUCUUUUUCGGUCUUUGUAAUUUAAGACGUAUGUUUGCACAAUCUGAACCAACUCCUGCAAGUCCUGGUAAUGUAAAAAAUGCCUUAUUUACAACAGUACUACUGAGAAAAUGCUGGGGCUAUCCCCGGUUUAGUCGUGGAGCUUAACAGUAGAUUGAGUUUAAUGUGGUUUCAGUUACUCGUGUUAAACCUUCACAUUUUGGAGCUGUGAAUGCCAGCCAUCACAAUGCCAACACCUUGCCAUGUAAGCCAACACACAGACACACUCACGCGCACACACACGCACACACGCACACACGCACACGCACACACACACACACACACACAGAUUUUUCAGCCGAACAUGGAGCUGCAGUAUCUCCCCCAAAGCACUUGCGUCCAUCGCAGCUGUGUGUGUGUAUUGAAUGAUGAAAGCGUUGCAUUGAAGUGGCUUCGCUUGGCUGCAGCACAGUGCGUUUGGAUGAUAGUCUGCUUGAGCACUGGCCAGAAACGCCACCAAAAUCCAAAACCCGCCACACGGAGAGGGCUCCGAGGUUUGGCUGUGGGACAGGUUUAAGAUGAGCACCAAACUGUUUCACCUUGAAUAAAAGUGACACUCCCAUUGCAAAACAGUGUGAGCGAUUCCAGGUUUUGCUAAAUGCUCAUGCGCUUCCCUUGUGGAAUUCCAUCAUUUUAUUCCAGCCUGCCUCUAGAAAUGCUGUGGAUCAGAAGUGCUUUUUCCAUCCCUGCUUUAAUCCAUUUGAUUAAUUUCCUAAUUUGUCAUUCUAUGGCAAGGGUCUUAAAUUCCAGUCCUGGAGGGCCAUCGUCUCUGCUGGUUUUUGUCAUUUCCUUUCAAUCAGCCGCCAAUCUGGGUCUUGGAAACAAGCUGUGCAGACUCUUCCACCAAUCAGUGACUUAAAUUAAGCACUUUAGCACAGGAACGCAUCAAAAACCAGCAGAUACAGUAGCCCUCCGGGAUUUGACUUUGUGAUCCCUAUUCUUUAAAAGUAAAGGAAUGUUAAAAUGUCAUUUCUUUAAAGUGCCCACCAAAAGAUGUUUGUCAACUUCUGGUCAAUCAUUUGAAAUACACAAUAAAUGUCAAGUCGCAUACAAUUAUGGACAUUAUCUUUUUAAGGCUUGAGGAUAAUGCUAAAGCCCUACAACCCAAGGGUCUGGUCCCAGAAGGGGUCGCAGCUCUGGUGCCCACCAAAUAAAUAAAUGGUCUAUUUUCCCCUUGCUAGGCCUCCACAAUCCUGCCCACAGGCGCAGGAUUGGCACCCCAGCCCAGCCCUGACUAUCCCUCUUCCCAUUCAAGUGACAUUGACUGUCCGAAAACAGGCCACUCAUUCUCCUCAGGGCCUGGAGCCAGAAAGAGGAUUGGCCAACCCUCUGGUGUUCUAUUGGCUGUUUCAGACUUUCUCAGACUACGUUCUGGCAAAAAGGCACUUUUUUAUAUAAGCGUACCCCACUUAUUCACGAUGUAUUCCACAGCUCUAUAUCUGAAUUCUGAUCUGCACGGUGAUGUAUUUAAAUGUGUACAUAUCUAGUAUAUAUUAAAAAACUUUUUAAGAAGUUUAACGGUGGAGUAACUGAAGCCACACAGUUUGCCGCGUUAGUGUCCGUUCGUGGGCUGCGGCUCAGACUUCGGAUUCGGAAAAAAGUUUCUGGAAAGGAGACCGUAGCGCACGUUAGCUUCACGAGGAUGACAAACAACUGCAGAGUACUUGAUUAGUAACUUUAGAAUGUAAAUAAUGAAAUUUGGUGUUGAUUUGUUUUUAUACUGGGUGUUUCACACUUGGCCUUUGUAUCUUAAAAGAGGAGAGGAGGUGGAGGCACACAGAGGCCGGAAAAAAGAGAAAGUAAAAUACGCGUUUUUGUUUUUGUUCGCUUUUUCUUUGGCAGUCGAUAUCGCGGUAGGGUUUGAUCCAGAAACGGCCGUUCUCUCUCCCUGCUUCACUCGUGGCCUCGUGCUCGUCUCGCUGGAGAUGCUUUCUCUCAUCAAACCUUUAAGCCUUUUGAAUUGCACGAGUGAAUAGAGUGCCAGAUAUCACAGACCCUUUCUCUCAAUCUUUCUCAGCUUGACAAAACUGACCCACUGAUGUAUUUGACUGUGCACGCUUGAAAACUUGGGGUUAUCUGUCUCUUUAUAAUUGGUGUUCGUAUUCCCUAGAUUGCCAUGUGUAAACAAAGAAAAAAUGUAUUUUGUGAUUUUUGGCUAGUCCUUUUUGAAACGCCACUCCUAAUUUUAAGGAAUAUUGUGAUGGUGGACUUGUAUGUCAGCAUGUUUUAUUCAGCCUACUGACUGCUCUCAACUGCCUAUUGCUUCUCUGAAACUACAAAGGAAAAAACAAUAGUCUCAUUAGCUUUUCAUGAGUUUACGCUCAUGAGUCGAGCUACAAGAAUACGCACACACUCUUAAUAGUGAUGUCAUCUGUAGUGUUUGAACUGUGCUUUUGUUCAGCAGUCUGUGUUCCCACAAUGCUUUGCGAUGUCACAAUAUAGUGUCAGUGAUUGUGUGACAUCAUUUGUCCUCAUUAAUUCUCCAUGGCGGGCAGUUUUUAUUGGCUUAAUGUUUUAUUGGUCAAAUAUAAAGUUGGAUGUAGUGGGCUGUCUGACAUUUGACAUGAGAAUUGCAUAUAAUCAAUCUGAUGUAAGUCGUGGUCUUUCUUGAUUUAUGUAGCACUGUAUGUUAAAUCCUGUGAAUUGUAGAGUAGUGUGACUUGAAUGCUUGGAUUGGGAGAGAGUUUAGUUAUGUCAAGUUGAUUUGAUUUUGAUUUUAUGGGUCUCCUGACAGAAGAUGCUUAUUUACCAGUAAAUGUUUCCGUCAGAUGUACAGUUAUCAUUAUGUCUGGCCUAACACUCCUCCACUGUACUUCCAAUAGCACCUUUUUCCCAUUGUCCAUUCGACCGGUCACCUUCGAUACUCAAAGCCCCAGUGGAACCUCACAAAAUAUUGGCCCAACGUUCUCGUAAGGUUGUCACAAUAACGUGGCGCACCAUUGUGGUUUAAAAUGAUAUGUUUGGUGGUGGGUGUUAUGCAGGCUAGUGUUAUUAAUUGUCCAGCAGGUAAAUAAAUGCUUUUUUCUGUAAUGGUAUUGAUUUAAUUGAGGAGUAAUAAUGAGAUUUAGGUAUUAUCCCAACCUUGAAGUAUUGAGUGCCAUUUGCCUGUACUUGACUGAUGUGGCUCGUAUGGCUGUGUGAUUAUAAUCCUCCUACGAUCAGUGGCACCCACUGGAUUGAACCCUGGAUCAAACUGCAUUCAAAUCUUCAUUUAUUUGAUUUUGUUACACUUCUUUAUUUUUGUUUUCUGUCCGUUUUCUUAUCUGUGAUAAAUCAAUCUUAAUUAGCAGCAUUGUAUCAGUGGGACAGAACACCUUUACACAUGACUUUGUGUGGUGUGGAUUAAAAAUGCAAAGCUGUAAGAUAUUUCAGUUUCCCUUUGUUUUAUUUUCAAGUUUUUUUUUUUGUUUCGGAUUUCAGUGCAUGUUUCCAUAAUUAUUAUUUUUAAUCAAUAAAGAAUGAACUUGUCA
Messenger RNA from Conger conger (European conger), 5613 nucleotides. Its product is annotated as serine/threonine-protein kinase OSR1-like. Gene Ontology annotation, biological process: protein phosphorylation. The record is from RefSeq and is a predicted model, not a curated record. NCBI's taxonomy places the organism in Eukaryota, Metazoa, Chordata, Actinopteri, Anguilliformes, Congridae. The transcript is spliced from 18 exons. Gene Ontology annotation, molecular function: protein serine/threonine kinase activity; ATP binding. Bases 160 to 1824 code for a protein of 554 amino acids.